AUGAGCGACUCCCAGCAAAGCCGCAUGCAGCUCAGGGCACGGGACGACUUCUACGGGCGCUCCUCUAUCUCCGUGUCAAAUGAGUUUGCAGAUUCCACUCAGCACGUCAGCUGUUUCCAACAGAUCCAGCGCUGGCUCGAAGUUUGUUUACGAGAUCAUCCAUCGUGCCGCACGACGCUGGAUCCUGACUCUCACGAAAAACUUCCCACACGACUAAUCGACGCCUUACAUCACUCUCAGUCACAGAUUCACAGAUGGCAUAAUAUCGCCGUGCCGCGCUUGCUGACAUCGAAUCUGGAAGAACUUAGGAAGCGACUAGAUGUCGCGAGUUUCCCACCCACGUUCAGAGAUGCCAUUGAGGCCACUAUACGGCUGGGCUUCAGAUAUAUCUGGAUCGACGCUCUAUGCAUCAUCCAAGAUGAUGUACAGAACUGGAAACAGGGGGCAGCCUCCAUGGCUAUGGUUUACCGUAAUGCGGUAUGUAACCUAGGUGCGCAUGCUGCUGCGGCUGACCCUGAGUUUGUUGGAUUGUUCGUUAGGCGUGAUCCGGAGCAGAUGCAGAUACCAUUUCUGAAGAUACAGAGUCUGGAUUGGGAAGGAAACUACUGGGCGGAUCCGUUGGUGGAACCGAAACGCCUGUCUUCAUCUCCUUUGAUGCAGCGCGGUUAG
Messenger RNA from Pyrenophora tritici-repentis Pt-1C-BFP, 669 nucleotides. Lineage: Eukaryota; Fungi; Ascomycota; Dothideomycetes; Pleosporales; Pleosporaceae. The record is from RefSeq and is a predicted model, not a curated record.